GGCAUCUUGACCCGCCGUCAACCGCUGCUUCUAUCUGCGACUGCGCCCCGAUCUCGGACCCCGUCGUCGCCAUCCUAUCGCGGCUCGGGGCAAAGUCUCCGUCUGGGCGGGUCGGUGUGAUAUCGGAAUAGCUGCCCGAUCUACUUAAUCGUUGGGACGUGAACAACAAAAUCUCUCUGCCAAUGGCUUGAUAGUUGAUACCAAAAACAAACCAAGGUAGAGCCCAACCAGCCAACCCAGUCAACCCAGCCCACCACCAGCGGGGAGCACGAAACAGAACCUGACUUGCAACCCGCAUCCACCACCCACCACCCGCCGACCCCCUCCUCCCCGUUGCGUCUCCCAAUCACGCCGGCAAGCACCCCUCCCACGCGGGUGAUCACGGGGUCCCUCCCAAAGGAGCCGACAGCGCUCCCGGCCGCCACAGGGUCGCAGCCGAGCUGCUCGCUACACAGUAGACGGACAGAAAAGAUGCCAGCAGAUGGGCGCACCCCCUCGUACCUCAUCGUCGGCGCCGGCGUCUUUGGCGUGUCGACGGCGUACCACCUGAUCCGCAGGCACCCGGGCGCGAGCGUCACGCUGCUGGACCGGGACGCCAUCGACGCCGAGUCGCGCGUGGCGGCGUCCUGGGACUGGAACAAGGUGGUGCGGGCCGACUACGACGACCCGGCCUACUGCCGGCUCGCGCUCGAGGCCCAGGACAUCUUCAAGACGGACCCGCUGUGGAAGCCCUACUUCCACCAGACGGGCGUCUACUGGAUCUGCCGCUCCGACUACGCCCGCGAUGUCAUUGCCCACCACAAGGCCCUGGGCCGCGGCGAUGAUAUUGUCGCCAUGCCCGUCGCCGAGGCCCGGCGGCUGUACGGUGGAAUCUUUGACGACGCCGACUACAGCGGCGCCAAGGAGGUGCUCAUCAACCGCGCCAGCGGCUGGGCGGCCGCGGGCGACUGCCUGCGCGCCGUGACGCGCGCCGCCGAGGAGCUGGGCGUGCGCUACGUCGUGGCCGAGGCGUCGUCGCUGGAGCUGGACCCGCGCACGGGGAGCUGCAGGGGCCUCAAGACGGCCGACGGGAGGACGUUCCGCGCGGACCGCACCAUCCUGUGCGCGGGGGCCUUCACGGCCAAGCUGCUCGAGAUGAGCGCGGCGGCGACCGGGGUCGAGACCCUCUCGGCGGGCGACAGGAUCCUGGCGGCGGGCAUCGCGACGGGCAUGGCGGAGUUGACCGAGGAGCAGUACAAGCCGUACGCCGACAUGCCUGUUGGGUUCCAGGGAUACGUCGGAUUCGGGAAACCGUUUAUCGGCACCCUCCCACCGACCAAGGACAGGGAGCUGAAGUGGUGGGGAUCCAAGAUCUUCUCCAACAUCACCGAGAUCCUGCCGGGCAGAAAAGUGUCGGCGCCGCCGCCGGCGAGCGACUAUAGGCAGUGGGACGUGUCGCGGCGGCUCAAGAGCGACAUCAUUGAGCAAAAGGAGCUCUGGUACGGCAGCAAGAGCAAGGGCUGGAAGAUGACCAAGCACCGCAUCUGCUGGGACGCCUUCACGACCAGCUCCGACUUCAUCAUCUCGCCGCACCCGGCGGCCAAGGGGCUGUACCUGGCGACGUGCGGGUCUUUCCACGGCUUCAAGUUCUUCCCCGUGCUGGGCAAGUGCGUGAUGCAGAUGCUGGACGGCGAGCUGCCGCCCGAGCUGGCGACGAGGUGGGCGUGGGACCGCGAGCGUCCAGACCACCUGGCGAACCCAGAGUACCCCAACUCGGAGCUGAGCGAGCUGGCAGAUCAGCUGGCCAAAUUGUGAACCAUGUUAUAUGGGCGGCUAUCCACAGACGCGGGCAGGCGGAGGCCAAGGAUACAUAUGCAUGGAACAUCAACAGAACACCUACUAUUAGUAGUAUAAUAACAGGGAUGGAUGGGACUCCACGUCCAGCAGGCAGGCAGCCACCUCCCCACCCCUCCCCAGACCCGGCCCAAGCUCGGAAAUCUAGCCCCUUCUGGCUGGGUUGCUUAUCUUGUAACGCC
Gaeumannomyces tritici R3-111a-1 is the source of this 2015-nucleotide messenger RNA. RefSeq names its product sarcosine oxidase. NCBI's taxonomy places the organism in Eukaryota, Fungi, Ascomycota, Sordariomycetes, Magnaporthales, Magnaporthaceae. Gene Ontology annotation, molecular function: flavin adenine dinucleotide binding; sarcosine oxidase activity; saccharopine oxidase activity. The transcript has 2 exons. The record is from RefSeq and is a predicted model, not a curated record. The coding region runs from base 472 to 1794 and encodes 440 amino acids.